Medioppia subpectinata is the source of this 2385-nucleotide messenger RNA. The record is from the annotation of a GenBank genome assembly. NCBI's taxonomy places the organism in Eukaryota, Metazoa, Arthropoda, Arachnida, Sarcoptiformes, Oppiidae.
AACUAUAGGUUAGGACCGUUUGGUUUCCUAUACGGGGAUCGGGAGGACGCGCCCGGAAAUGUCGGCUUUUAUGACCAGUUAUUGGCUCUCAAAUGGGGUUUAUUCAAAAAGGCUAUCAUUGAAAGCGGUGUUCUUAUGUUUAAUAAAGACAGGGAUAUGGUUAACACAACUGAGGCUUUAGUUAACAGUAAAACUCUUGCAAAACAAUUGAAAUGCAAUGAAACCGAGGAUUGGUUACAAUGUCUGCGAAGAGCGGACGCCAAAGAUAUAGUGAAAUACGGUUCGUCUGGUAUGACAUUCCCGGUGUUUGGCACAGAUUUUCUGCCCAUUCGUACACAACAAGCUAUAAAUGAUAAAAAGUUUAAUACAGAUAUUGACUUUAUGUCUGGUAUAACACACGAUGAGGGCUCAAUGUUUGCAAACAUGGUAGUCAAAGACCCGGAUCACAUGGCACUCACCGACUUUCAUAAUGGUGUGAAAGCGCUCGAGUCGUACCGCUAUUUCAACAUUGAUUUCCCAAAAGUGACCGAACAUUACCUGAAAGGUGUCAACACUAGUAGUCCUGCGGCACUUCGCACGGCAUUUAUCGCACUAUUCAGUGAUAUAUCAAUCAUAUGUCCGACAUAUCUGUUCGCCAAACGGUUCGCACAAACUGUCAAAGAGUCGCAAAGGGUUUACUUUUACGAGUUGUUGUAUAAAAGCGAGUGGUUUGCCAAACAAGCGGGUUGUAGUGCGACCAUGGGCGUUUGUCACAUGAUGGAAUUGCCAUUUGUGUUUGGUUUACCACUACUUGAUCCACACCAUUACAGUCCCGAAGAUAUUCAUUACAGUAAUGUUGUGAUGAAAAUGUGGACAACGUUUGCCAAAUCAGGUCACAUGGACUCUGAUUGGCCGCAACUGUUAAACGAUGAGCCGAUGGGUGCGCCCAAAGUCCACGGUUUGGAUCCAAAGGACUUACGGCUAGUAUUGAAGGAUCCUAUUGAUGUUGAGACGAGUAUAGGAGUAGUAAGGGGUCGGACACUACAUGUGUUGGACACAAAUGUGGAUCAGUUUGUGGGCAUUCCAUACGCCGAACCCCCGGUCGGCAAACAUAGGUUCGCAAAACCCGAACCCAUUUCUAAACCAUUUCCCGUAACAUUAAAGCCAGUGAUGUUUUGGAUACACGGAGGGAGUCUUAAUAUGGGAUCAAUAUUUCUCGAUUGGUUUAAUGGCAGUGUUUUGGCCACACAUGAUGUGGUGGUUGUGUCCGUCAACUAUAGGUUAGGACCGUUUGGGUUCCUAUACGGGGAUCGGGAGGACGCGCCCGGAAAUGUCGGACUCUAUGACCAGUUAUUAGGCUUAAAAUGGGUUAGAGAAAACAUUCACUCUUUUGGCGGAGAUAGGGAUCAGAUCACCAUUUUUGGUGAGAGCGCCGGGAGUUGGUCGGUGUCCGCACACAUACUCUCCCCGCUAUCCAAAGGCCUAUUCAAGAGGGCUAUUAUGCAAAGCGGUGCCCAUCUGUACAAUAAGGAUAGGGAUGUGUUUAAUAAGACCGAAGCCUUAUCUUUGGCCAAAUUCAUGGCCAAAGACCAAAAAUGCAAUGAAACCAAGGAUUGGAUACAAUGUCUGCGAAGAGUGGACGCAAAGGAUUUAGUGAAAUAUGAAGCGCAUGACACAUACCCUCUGUUUGGCACAGAGUUUCUGCCCAUUCCUACCCGACAGGCAUUACAUGACAAAAAGUUUAAUUCAGAUAUCGACUUAUUGUCUGGCAUUACACAAGACGAGGGCUCAACCAGUUUGGACACUGUUGUCAAAGACCCCAAACACGUGACACUCGCAGACUUUCACAAUGCAUUUACAACUAUCGAAUCGCUCGGAUUUCAUAAUAUAGAAGCACCGAAAUUAACGGAAUAUUACCUGAAAGGUGUCAACACUAGCGAUACGUCGGCACUACGGACAGCAAUCGCCGCACUUUUUAGUGAUCUAACACUCGGUUGUCCGACAUAUCUGUUCGCCAAACGGUUCGCACAAACUGUCAAAGAGUCGCAAAGGGUUUACUUUUACGAGUUGUUAUACCGAAGCGAUUACUACUCCAAACAGAUAGGUUGCGACCUAACGACCAUGGGCAUUUGUCACAUGUCGGACCUACCAUUUGUGUUUGGUCUACCACUACGUUAUCCCAACGAGUAUACCACCGAUGAUAUAAUUAUUAGCAAAUAUGUGAUUAAAAUGUGGACAACAUUUGCGAAAACAGGUCAUAUGGACUCUGAUUGGCCGCAACUGUUAAACGAUGAGCCGAUGGGUGCGCCCAAAGUCCACGGUUUAGACCCAAAGGACUUACGGCUUGUACUGAGUGACCCGUUUCAUGCAACUUGUGAUGGCGUGUGGGCCGACUAUUUCCUAUAA